Gongylonema pulchrum is the source of this 327-nucleotide messenger RNA. Lineage: Eukaryota; Metazoa; Nematoda; Chromadorea; Rhabditida; Gongylonematidae. The record is from the annotation of a GenBank genome assembly.
CCGUUCAAAGCGAUGGCGCCGCUGCCUGUACUGCAGUGUCCGUCUUGUGCGGAGACCUAUAUAAACCCGACCGACCUGAUGUUUCACAUGGCAGCGCAUCGGCAACAAAUGCUUCAGUAUCAACAAAUGGCAAGCAGUGCUUCCGGCAUUGCCAGCAGUAGUGGUGGUAAUCCGACCAGAACGAUCGCGUCGAACAGUAAUUCCCGCAUUACUCGCCCCGGUAAUUCAGCACGAUCGCCGCAGGCCACUUGCAACUUGGCCUUUAUCCUAUCGAGUAUACAAAACAAAGAUGGCUUGACGGAUUUGAUCAUCAGAGUACCAUCAUAA